This is a messenger RNA of Amoebophrya sp. A25, 870 nucleotides long. The record is from the annotation of a GenBank genome assembly. NCBI's taxonomy places the organism in Eukaryota, Dinophyceae, Syndiniales, Amoebophryaceae.
AAGAAUAAGAUCAUGAUGGAGAAUACAUCUUCAUCUUCUCGUAGAGGACUCAGUCUUAGAGGAGCAGGAGCACUUCUUCCUACAACUUGCGGACAAGAUGGUGGAGAUGGAGUUGAUGGUGGUUGUGGAGAUAGAUGCACUUCAACGAGUACAGCAUGUUCAUCUUCGCUCACUGGAGACAACGUAAAACGUCGCUGCACAGAGUAUCGGAUCAAGCUAGUAAAGGCUCUACGCGGUGCCUCAGUGGAAUACUUGCCCGAGGAGGGCAUCAAAAUCCUCGUAGAUGUGGAUCACGACGGACUGGUGAGUAAGCGCAUGAAGCCAGACAUCUUCACGACAGCUGAAACUGGCAUCAAGAGUAGUACGACUGAGGACGACACUCCUAUCAAAAAAAUCGACCAUGUGGUCUACGACGAAGUUGACCCUGUGUCUCUACGUGCGGGCAACGUUAUCACGUACCUCAAUGGCAUUCGGAUGGAUAGCGUCGAAAAAUUUCACGACUUGUUGGACAAACUUAUCGUGGAGCACGAGUUGAGCUGUGAGCAAGAACAAUUACAGUUGCUUUGCUCUCGAUCCUCUACGCCUGCACCUGUUAUAACGUGUGCGGAAGAUUUUGGUAUGACUACUAGCGUUGCUGACUCCGGCUACGUGGCUGGAGAAAUAAGAGGUGUGAACGUUACAGCACAUCAUCGAGGCAAAGGAAAAGGUUGUGGUACAUCUUCCAAAGGCAAGAAAGGCUUUUUUGGUCGUUCUCGAGACAUCAACCAGUUCCAUCAGAAUUUUCGCAAAGAGGGAAAGGGGAUGAAUUUCGAUGCUUCACGUUUGCAGCACAACACGACGAUUGGCGCGAUGGAGUUUAAUGAGCUGGAU